CCUGUUCUGUCUUUUCAUAACUCUGCGUAAAACCACAUUUCUCAGAAUAAGUUUCCACCACUGACAGAGCAACAUCUAGCUUUCACAAGACUUGAUAUGAACAUUACAUUAAUUCAACUUCUUCUUCAAAUACUUGGAAACUCACUGACUUUCACCUCUACCCUGAUGGGGAACCGAAAAGCACAGUAAUAACCAAAAUAAUGAACAAUGCAUUUAUUACAAUUCUAGCAUAACAUCUCGGGAGCUGAUGUGAGCAAAUCUCUAAAAUCUUUAAGAGCAUAUUUACCUAACAAACAUCAUGGAGAACACAACCCUAUUGCACACAGAUUUCCAGCGCUAUCUCUUCACACCCAUCUACAGUCUGGUCCUGUUUUUUGGAUUGAUUGGAAAUCUCGGAGCUUUGUAUUACUUCAUCUUUAAAAUCAAACAGAAGUCUCCUUCCAACAUAUACAUCAUCAACCUAGCGGUGGCCGACACGCUUUUCUUGUUCGCCUUGCCAUUUCGUAUCCACUACCACCUCAAUGACAGCAUAUGGAUAUUCGGCGAUGCCAUGUGUCGCAUCACCGGCACGAUCUUCUUCGCCAACAUCUACAUCAGCAUCAGCUUCAUGACCUGCAUCUGCGUGGACCGCUACAUCGCCACCCUCCACCCUCACACCUACCUGCAGCUUCGCAACACCAAUCUCACAGCUCUGGUGAGCACCGCCGUGUGGCUGGUCUCCGGGUCGGCCGUGUUGGCCUUCAUGCUAACAUGCCCACUAUCAAGCAAAGGGAACAUGUGCUUUGAAGGCUUCACUAAAGAGGAGUGGAGCGACUUGGCCCCGUACAGCAUAUGCAGUCUCAUUUUUGGAUCCCUUGUGCCCUCUGUGGUCAUCCUGGUGUGCUACCCCAUUGUGGCCCGUCGCAUCGCCCGGAUCAACAACUCCACCGCCCGCGGGGCACGGCGCAUCAUCUACGCCAUCCUGGUCAUCACAAUUCUGUGUUUUCUCCCUUAUCAUGUCGUGCAUCUAGCCUACCUCUUGUCUCGCUUGAGAGACAUCAAAGAGGAUGACGGGAUUUACUUCCUCCGUAGGGUGACCAUGGCUCUGGUCAGUCUAAACAGCCUCCUGGACCCGCUGUUGUACUACUUUGCUACGGGUCACUACAAAUGGAGACUCAAAAGACUGAGGCUGAAGAAGAAAAAGGGUGUUUAUUCCAUUUCCAAUGGCUUUUGAUGACUUUGUUUCAGCUGAACUAUUUUAGUUAAAAGGCGUAAAAGAAAGGCAAGACGGCACAUAAAAUUCAUCUUUAAUGCCAAAAAAAACCUGCAAUACAGAAAAAUGGACUCCAGUGUGGCUUGAUGAGUUAGGUUUUUUUCCUCAUAUGAUUGUAUAACUAGAGCAAAAUCAAAUGAGAAUGACUGUAAUUUUUAUUACAUAAGAGCAAACCUAUUCAUAGACUGAUAAACUGGCCAGUAUUUGGCUUUUUUGUAAUGAUCUUGGUUCUGAAUGUUCAUGUAAUUUUUUUUGUUUUAAUUUUGUUUCUCAUUUCUUAUCAAUGAAUUAUUGCAUAUACCGAUGUCAGUAUCAUCCCUGCAUUUUGUUUCAAAUUCUGAACACUGACCACUUUAUGUUGAAUUUUUAUCUAAAGCCAAGCAAUAAAUAUAUUUUCACAAAUGACAGCCUUCUCGAUCAAUUUUACUAAAAAAAAAAAAAUCUUUAUUUUUUUUAACCAAAGA
This is a messenger RNA of Cyprinus carpio (common carp), 1716 nucleotides long. RefSeq names its product lysophosphatidic acid receptor 4-like. Gene Ontology annotation, cellular component: membrane. Gene Ontology annotation, biological process: G protein-coupled receptor signaling pathway. Lineage: Eukaryota; Metazoa; Chordata; Actinopteri; Cypriniformes; Cyprinidae. The record is from RefSeq and is a predicted model, not a curated record. Gene Ontology annotation, molecular function: G protein-coupled receptor activity; oxysterol binding.